Cladophialophora yegresii CBS 114405 is the source of this 1026-nucleotide messenger RNA. RefSeq names its product malate dehydrogenase, mitochondrial. Gene Ontology annotation, molecular function: L-malate dehydrogenase (NAD+) activity. The transcript is spliced from 6 exons. NCBI's taxonomy places the organism in Eukaryota, Fungi, Ascomycota, Eurotiomycetes, Chaetothyriales, Herpotrichiellaceae. The record is from RefSeq and is a predicted model, not a curated record. Gene Ontology annotation, cellular component: mitochondrion; cytoplasm. Gene Ontology annotation, biological process: malate metabolic process; tricarboxylic acid cycle. Bases 1 to 1026 code for a protein of 341 amino acids.
AUGUCGUUCUCCAGACAGAUAUUUGGGCAAGUCCAGCGUCGAGCUUUCUCGGCGUCUGCGCGACAGUCCUCAAAAGUCACCGUCCUCGGUGCCGCUGGUGGUAUCGGUCAACCUUUGUCACUCCUGAUGAAGCUCAAUCCUCGUGUUUCACAACUCGCGCUCUACGAUAUCCGCAUGGGCCCAGGUGUCGCCGCUGAUAUCAGCCACAUCAACACCAGGAGCACUGUCAGGGGAUACGACCCAACUCCUUCAGGACUUCGUGAAGCUUUGGAGGGCGCUGAGGUUGUCCUCAUCCCGGCUGGUGUCCCUCGGAAGCCUGGCAUGACUCGCGAUGAUCUCUUCAACACGAACGCAAGCAUUGUCCGAGACCUGGCGAAGGCUGCGGCUGAUGCAGCUCCCAAUGCCAACCUCUUGGUUAUUUCCAACCCUGUCAACUCUACCGUUCCCAUCUGCGCCGAGGUCUACAAGAGCAAGGGCGUCUACAACCCCAAGCGUCUUUUCGGUGUCACCACUCUCGACGUCGUCCGUGCCUCCAGAUUCGUUUCCGAAGUCAAGGGAACAGACCCUGCCAAUGAGAACAUCACCGUCGUCGGUGGACAUUCGGGUGUUACCAUUGUGCCUCUAAUCUCACAAUCCGGUCACACAGAUAUCACUGGCGAGAAGCUUGAUGCUCUUGUCAACCGCAUCCAGUUUGGUGGUGAUGAGGUGGUCAAGGCCAAAGAUGGUGCUGGGUCUGCUACUCUUUCCAUGGCCAUGGCCGGUGCUCGCUUCGCCGAGAGCUUGUUGAAAGCCGCACAGGGUGAGAAGGGUGUGGUUGAGUGCACCUUCGUCGACAGCCCACUGUACAAGGAUCAAGGUGUGGACUUCUUCGCUUCCAGGGUUGAGCUUGGCCCCGACGGUGUUCAAAAGAUCCACGAGGUCGGCAAGCUCACUAAGUACGAGGAGAAUCUUUUGGAGGCAUGCUUGGGAGACCUGAAGAAGAACAUCCAGAAGGGUUACGACUUCGUGCACGCAAACCCGUCGUAG